AUGGAGCCGUUUGUUGUCAAGGGUGAUUAUGCAAAUAUAAAUUCUUUUCCACAUUCUGCGCAUCUUGGUGUCAACUGCAAGUCGGAUGAUGCUGAGAUAACAGGCAAAUGGGCUUGUGGUGCAUCUAUUGUAACCCAAGAGGCAGGAUUAACAGCAGCCCAUUGCCUUUACGGUUGCACAAAGUACAGUAAAGUUACAAUUUCCGCUGGAAAUGUAAAACCACUGGAAGGUGUUGUUACUUUAGCUCAAAAUUUCGUUGUUCACUCUGAUUAUACAAAUUUGGAAAUAGAUGGAGGUUAUGAUAUAGCCUUAGUGAGGUUCAGGAAACCUUUAAAAUUCAGUUCUAACAUUAAGCGUGUGGCUCUGAUAGAAAAGCUUCCAAUGCCGAAAGAAGCAUAUGUAGCCGGGUGGGGUAUUAUGCAUGAAAAUCCUGAUGUCUUAACAGAAUAUCUCAAAGAGGCAAAACAAUUUCUGAUGACCAGAAAAGAAUGUGGAAAAGUUUUAGGUGAUAUUCCUGUAGGCACCAUAUGUGCAAGGAAUGAAAUGGGCUAUGCAUCUCGAGGGGACUCAGGAAGUGCUCUUAUAGUCAAAGGAUUUAUUCAAAUUGGUCUCGUCUCUUAUAAAGUCCCUACAGUAAGAACAGAUCUCGUAGUCUAUACGGACGUGAGCAUGCAGCCAUUUAUUGUCGAUGGUGAUAAUGCAAAAAUAACUUCUCAUCCACAUGCUCUACAUCUUGGUAUACAGUGUAAGUCGAAUGAACGUAAGACAUUAGGUAAAUGGAUUUGUGGUGCAUCUAUUUUAACUCAUGAAGUUGGAUUGACAGUAGCCCAUUGUCUUAACGGUUGCUCCAACUACACUGAAGUUACCAUAUCUGCUGGAAAUAUAAUACGAUUAAAAGGUGUUGUUACUUCAGCUUCCAACUUCACUCUUCACCCUGAUUUUGUUGAGGCUGAUCAAAACCAAGGGAAUGAUAUAGCCUUAGUGAGAUUUAAGAAACCUUUAAAAUUCAGUUCCGAAAUUAAACGUGUAGCUCUGAUGGAAAAGCUUAAAAUGCCGAAAGAAGGACAUGUAGCCGGCUGGGGUGUUAUUCAGGAAACCCCAACUGCAGUCAAAGCAGAUCGUCUAAAAGAGUUAAAGCAAAAUCUGUUAACCAGAGAAAAAUGUAAAGAGUUAUUAUUCAUACUUCCUAAAGGCACCAUAUGUGGAAGGAAUGAAAAAUUCUAUCCAGCUGCGUAA
This is a messenger RNA of Arctia plantaginis, 1236 nucleotides long. The record is from the annotation of a GenBank genome assembly. Lineage: Eukaryota; Metazoa; Arthropoda; Insecta; Lepidoptera; Erebidae.